Tupaia belangeri chinensis (Chinese tree shrew) is the source of this 1441-nucleotide messenger RNA. It is a transcript of the gene RTP1, whose product is annotated as receptor transporter protein 1. The record is from RefSeq and is a predicted model, not a curated record. Bases 178 to 969 code for a protein of 263 amino acids. The transcript is spliced from 2 exons. Gene Ontology annotation, molecular function: olfactory receptor binding. Gene Ontology annotation, biological process: detection of chemical stimulus involved in sensory perception of bitter taste; protein insertion into membrane; protein targeting to membrane. NCBI's taxonomy places the organism in Eukaryota, Metazoa, Chordata, Mammalia, Scandentia, Tupaiidae. Gene Ontology annotation, cellular component: cell surface.
GAUCACUUAGACCCACAAGCCCUGCCUCUGCAACCUCAGGCCAGGGCCUGAAUCACUUCUUCAGAGACUCCAUUCUCCCCAGACUCUCUCUCCUGGCGCCCUGCCUGGUUGCCGUGGAAACAGGUUCCACUGCGGACAAAGGAGGGAUCUGGGUCCUGCUUCCUCCAGGCCCCGUCGAUGAGGAUUUUCAGACCGUGGAGACUGCGCUGCCCUGCCCUGCACUUGCCCUCACUCUCUGUGUUCUCUCUCCGGUGGAGCUUGCCCUCCUUCACUACUGACGAGACCAUGUGUAAAAGUGUGACCACGGGCGAGUGGAAGAAAAUCUUCUACGAGAAGAUGGAGGAGGCAAAGCCAGCCGACAGCUGGGACCUCAUCAUCGACCCCAACCUCAAGCACAAUGUGCUGGCCCCUGGCUGGAAGCAGUACCUGGAGCUGCACGCCUCAGGCCGGUUCCACUGCUCCUGGUGCUGGCACACCUGGCAGUCGCCCCACGUGGUCAUCCUCUUCCACAUGUACCUGGACCGUGCCCAGCGGGCGGGCUCGGUGCGCAUGCGCGUCUUCAAGCAGCUGUGCUACGAGUGCGGCACGGCGCGGCUGGACGAGUCGAGCAUGCUGGAGGAGAACAUCGAGAGCCUGGUGGACAAUCUCAUCACCAGCCUGCGCGAGCAGUGCUAUGGCGAGCGUGGCGGCCAUUACCGCAUCCACGUGGCCAGCCGCCAUGACACCCGGCGGCACCGGGGCGAGUUCUGCGAGGCCUGUCAGGAGGGCAUCGUGCACUGGAAGCCCAGCGAGAAGCUUCUGGACGAGGAAGCGACCACCUACACCUUCUCCCGGGCGCCCAGCCCCGCCAAGCCACAGGCCGAGACGGGCUCGGGCUGCAACUUCUGCUCCAUUCCCUGGUGCUUGUUCUGGGCCACGGUCCUGCUGCUGAUCAUCUACCUGCAGUUCUCCUUCCGCAGCUCGGUCUGAGAAGUCCGAGAGGCCCAAGGCCAGCUGAUGAAAGGAGGCAAGGGGAGACCUGAGUUAGGGGUGGGGUCCAGUUUUUGACAGGCGCCAUCCCUAAUUCAGUAAGAACCCUGGACAAAUUACCAAGCUUGUCCAUCUGUUAAAUUAAGAAUUAGGGCUAGGUCAUCAGUCUUUCCAAGUGAAACCCAGCACCCCAAAGUUCAGUGUAGUUGCUUCAGGGACUUGGGGGUUCUGGAAGGUAGUCUGAGCCAGUGGGUUUCUGACUCCUGGUCAGACUGCCACUCACCCCUGACUCUUACUUCCUCUUCUUACAUCAAUCAGAACAGCUUUAUCCUAGAUGGAGUUCCAGUAAAGAUUUUUCUAUGAAAAAAAAGUCCACCUGCCUCAGACGAGUGUGACAAUGACAGGAUUAGGCGGUCUCGAAGACCUUUUCACAGAAAGCAGCUCACCCUUGCUCUCUGGUUGAUUCCCACCU